This is a messenger RNA of Lichtheimia ornata, 1902 nucleotides long. RefSeq lists its product as uncharacterized. NCBI's taxonomy places the organism in Eukaryota, Fungi, Mucoromycota, Mucoromycetes, Mucorales, Lichtheimiaceae. Gene Ontology annotation, molecular function: protein binding. The record is from RefSeq and is a predicted model, not a curated record. The coding region runs from base 1 to 1902 and encodes 633 amino acids. The transcript has 8 exons.
AUGUUUCGAAGGGCAUGCCAUUUACACUGCCGUACUCGGUUGCUUGUGUAUCGUCGUCACUUUGCGUCACGAUCCGGAACAAGAUCGCUGGACGAUCGUACAAGAAAGCUUAUUGAGGAAGUCAAGAAUCUUGAAUACAAGGUGGAAUCUCAAAAGAAAAGACAAGAAGCCAUGGCACUGUUGGACAAGCUUGAACACGCUGGUGGUAGCGUUCCUGCUAUUGCUGAUGCAGAGGAAAUAUACGCACAACUGUCAGCUGAGCCCACAUCCCCCGUGCGAAGAAUGGUGGAACCGGACUAUCUCGAGAAGUUGCGUGUCAAAUUCUUGGAUACCCGACAAUCAUUGCAAAGCGAAGCUAGUCAGGAACGAGAGGAUGCCCUUGUCAGCCAAGAUCAACCAUCAACAUCGUUAACGGGUCAGGAUUAUGAGCAACUUGUUUAUGUGAAUGCAUUGGCAAAACGACCCAAGGAGGCUGAAAGAGCACUACAGCUGAUGGAAGAAAAUGGUCAUCCCCUCACGGUGAAAGCCUACAAUCAUUUAUUGGAUGCGUACGCCAACACACGCGAUCUACAAGGCGCCAUAGACGUGUUCAAGCGGAUCAAAGCUGACGACAUGACACCCGACAUUUACACCUAUUCGACACUCAUCAAAGCACAUAUCCAAGGUGCCAAGUUGAAUGACGCAUUCAUUAUAUUUGACCAAUUGAAGCAAGCAGGUUUAAUACCAACACAGCCUAUUUUUUCCAAUCUAAUCAGUGGAUGCAUCAAGUCAAAUCAAAUCGAAAGGGCCUGGGAAGUCUUUGAUUCAAUGCGUUUAUCAUAUCACCAACCGGAUGAAGUGACAUUUACUCUGAUGUUGCAUGCAUGUGCCAAGCGUGGCGAAGUGGAGCGUGCUCUUAACGUCUUUGAAGAUAUGGUUGGAAGCAGUCUUUAUCCCACGGAUGUCACAUUCAAUGUCCUUAUCAAUGCAUGCGCCAAACGACCUGAUUAUUUCGACACUGCUUUCGAUCUCUUGCACCAAAUGCAAAACAUUUAUGGAUUCCAGCCUGAUCGCAUCACCUACAAUACCCUCCUCAGUGCUUGUGCAAGAAAGAAACACCUUGAAAGAGCACGUGACAUUUUUCAAAUCAUGAUGUAUGACGCCAAGGAACAAGGACCUGAUUCCAUGUUGACACCCGAUCAUCACACGUUCACCAAUCUCUUUAUGAGUUAUGCAAGCUAUGAUCCAUUACCAGCCAAAAAGAAACAACAGCAGCCUGAACAACAACAACAAGAUGCGCUUGUGGAGCAUUCAUUAAUAUCCAACACACUUCCCGAGAGAAGAUCGGAUGUGGUGCAAGAAGCCAAGAAGCUCUUUGAUUUCAUUACGACAAACAAGAGCUGUGAGAUGACGAGUGGAUUGCUAUCUUCGUAUUUGUCCGUACAUAUCAUGCAGAGGCAGCAUCGUGAGGUGGUUGACAUUUAUCUCAAUGCUUUUGAAAAGUACGGCGUUGAAAGGACGGCAUUGACGUAUUCAAUGAUGUUACAAUUCUGUUACAACACACGUGAUACCGACAUGGCAUGGCGAGUAUGGGAGGAUUACCAAGACUUUUUGGAGCAACGACAAGCGUUGCCACCCCAAGAAACUGUAUCCAAGCAAAACAAGGAGGGAUGGACACCUGAUCAGCAAAAGCAAUCGGCUUUAUUGAUGGUUAACACGCUUGCUCGGGGCAAUGACUUUAAGAAUGCACUUUUGUUACUUGAAACACAAUUCCAAAAGGAGGAUCGACCGACAUUGAAACAAUUGACAACAAUGUACAACAAAUGCAUUCAGCUAGAAGAUCAAGAAGCAUUGGCACAGCUCAAAAGGUUAUGUUCACAAGAGCGUAAAUAUAAGCCAACAGAUUGGCGAUUUAGAAAAUAG